Molecule: messenger RNA, 2030 nt
Organism: Sardina pilchardus (European sardine)
Lineage: Eukaryota; Metazoa; Chordata; Actinopteri; Clupeiformes; Clupeidae
Product: neuronal acetylcholine receptor subunit alpha-9-II
Exons: 5
Coding region: 35-1624 (529 amino acids)
Biological process (GO): regulation of membrane potential; nervous system process; chemical synaptic transmission
Cellular component (GO): postsynaptic membrane; plasma membrane; synapse
Molecular function (GO): transmembrane signaling receptor activity; acetylcholine-gated monoatomic cation-selective channel activity
Source: RefSeq, a predicted model, not a curated record
AAGCUCUGCGAAGGGCUUUUAUGCUCAGAAGCUGAUGAGUGACUUGAUGGAGAACUACUCCAAUGCUCUGCGGCCAGUGGAGGACACUGACAAGGCACUUAACGUCACUUUGCAGAUCACCCUGUCCCAAAUCAAAGACAUGGAUGAACGGAACCAGGUGCUGAUAGCAUACCUGUGGAUCAGACAGACGUGGCAUGACGCAUAUCUGAAGUGGGACAAAGAUGAGUACGAUGGCCUGGAGGUCAUUCGCAUCCCCAGCAGUAUGGUGUGGCGACCCGACAUAGUCCUCUAUAACAAGGCGGACGACGAAGACUCGGGCCCACUGGACACCAACGUGGAGUUGAGAUACAAUGGGGAGAUUAUCUGGGAUGCGCCGGCCAUCACUAAGAGCUCCUGUGUCGUGGACGUCGCUUACUUCCCCUUUGACCAUCAGCAGUGCAAUUUGACCUUCGGAUCAUGGACUUACAAUGGAAAUCAAGUGGACAUCAUCAUGGGGAUGAGCAGCGGCGACCUGUCGGACAUGGUGGAGAACGUGGAGUGGGAGUGCCACGGCAUGCCGGCGGAGAAGAGCGUCAUCAUGUACGGCUGCUGCGCCGACCCGUACCCGGACAUCACGUACACGGUGCUGCUGCAGCGCCGCUCGUCCUUCUUCAUCUUCAACCUGCUGCUGCCCUGCUUCCUCAUCUCCUUCCUGGCGCCGCUCAGCUUCUACCUGCCCGCCGACUCCGGGGAGAAGGUGUCGCUCGGCGUCACCGUGCUGCUCGCCCUCACCGUCUUCCAGCUCAUGGUGGCCGAGAGCAUGCCGCCCGCCGAGAGCAUGCCGCUCAUCGGGAAGUACUACAUUGCAACCAUGACGAUGAUAACAGCGUCCACCUCACUGACCAUCUUCAUCAUGAACAUCCACUUCUGUGGGGCUGAAGCCAAGCCUGUUCCUCAGUGGGCCAAGGUCCUCAUUAUAGACUAUAUGUCCAAGAUCUUCUUUGUGUAUGAAGUAGGGGAGAGCUGUUCCUCCCCGAAGGAGGAGACCCAGGAGGACCACCACCACCACCACACCCACAACCAAAGCCAAACGCGCUACCACAACCGGCUGCACCACAAGCACAAAAACCACCAGCCGCAACAGACUCAGAACAACCAGUCGUGUCCUCAGCCCAACGGCAUACUGAAGGGACCCACGGGGCCAGCACACACGGGUGGAGGACGCUACCUAAAGUCCUGCUCUCGCCCUCUCCCCAACAUCCCCGAGGAGCACAAAGAUCUUCCCAGUUCCAAGCCCCAGGUCUCACAGACCUACGAGGGCUUGGAGUCUAAGAGCUGCCUGAAGGAGGCUCCAACGCCAUGCUGUCCCGAUGAGGAGAAGCCCGCCGCCUUCUCCACCUGUCGCUCCUGCCGAUUCCGCUGUCACCAUGACGGCAGAGACGGAGGGCUGCUCCUGGGGGACAACUCCAAGCUGGUGUACAACGUGGAAUACAUCGCCAACUGUUUUCGUGAGCAGCGGGCCACCAGCAUCAAGGUUGCCGAGUGGAAGAAGGUUGCUAAGGUGAUGGACAGGGUUUUCAUGUGGAUAUUCUUCGCCAUGGUCUUCCUCAUGAGUAUCAUCAUCAUGGGGAAAGCUCCCCAAUGAGCAGUCCAUACAUGUCACUCAUGGAAAAACACUGAAUGUUUUAGUGCCCCUGCAAGCCUAGUUUGUACAAACAAAGCCCCAUACAACAUCUAACCUCAUCUACAUGGUAAGUACAGUGUACCCUCCUAUUGUGCGCUGACACUUGGCACUCUGGCACUCACUUUGUGGAAGCAUAAGUAUUAGCUUUCUGUGCUUACAACUAAAGUGGUGCCACAAAGUCCUUUAGAAUGUCUUUUUUUUUUAAAUAGAUUAUUUCAAUGUCUUGAUUAUUUCCUUAAGCAAUUGUUCUAUUGUUUUCAUGUUCUAUUGCCUUAAUCAUAUUUAUGUUUUGAAUGUUAACUUUGAGUGAGCCUUACAGUACACCUAGAGAUAUAAAAACACCAAAGAUUCUUUCAUUAUUGGCAAA